AUGGCCCCAAAGAUCACUCCGCCCCGUGCUCUGGCAGCGGCAUCUCUCUGCCUGAUCGCAGGCUACUCGGCCUACCGCUACGGAUCUUCACGCCGCAACAAUUCCAAGGACACCCCGCCCGCCUCUGGGAAGAAGACAGUCGACAACUCGUUUGAGACCCUUUUUGCCGUACCGUUGUCAUGUGACGGCUGCAUCAAGGCGGUUUCAGAUUCGCUCUACAAGAUCGGCGGCAUCAACAAGGUUGAAGGCAACCUUGAGGAUCAAUCGAUAACCGUAGAAGGCACAGGCAAGUCGGCACCUUCAGCCAUUGUGGAAGCCAUUCAAUCUACCGGGAGGGACGCCAUCUUGCGAGGAUCAGGCGCCUCAGACAGCGCUGCCGUAAGCAUCCUUGAGAGUUUUGCAGACAUCGAGAAGAAAAACAAGGAUGAGGAGCCAAACCGUGAAGUGAGGGGGCUGGCAAGGAUGGUCCAGGUCGGCUCUGGACGCACGCUCGUGGACCUGACCAUUCGGGGAGUUGCUCCAGGAACAUACCGCGCCUCGAUUCGUGAGUACGGCGACUUGAAGGGUGGCGCACGAUCUACGGGACCCGUCUGGGCAGGAGGCGAGAAGGAAACCCGCGGUACCCUGGGCGUGGUUGAGGUGGGUAAGGACGGACGAGGCGCUGCGUUUGUCAACCAUCCCUUCCAAAUCUGGGAAGUCAUUGGACAUGCUAUGGUCCUGACACGACAAGAGGAGGGCACCGAGCCGCUGGCGAACGACGCAGACACCGUCGUGGGUGUCAUUGCGCGCAGUGCUGGUAUGUGGGAUAAUGACAAGACGGUGUGCUCAUGCACGGGUAAGACGCUCUGGGAUGAGCGUCGGGAUGAGGUCAAGAAGGGGAUGCUGUGA
Molecule: messenger RNA, 888 nt
Organism: Ilyonectria robusta
Lineage: Eukaryota; Fungi; Ascomycota; Sordariomycetes; Hypocreales; Nectriaceae
Product: superoxide dismutase
Exons: 5
Coding region: 1-888 (295 amino acids)
Biological process (GO): removal of superoxide radicals
Cellular component (GO): cytoplasm
Molecular function (GO): copper ion binding; superoxide dismutase copper chaperone activity
Source: RefSeq, a predicted model, not a curated record